GGGGCGGGGCCGCACCUGCCGCUGGGUCUGUCGCUGCUGCGCACCUAGGCCAGGUAAACUGCCAUCCGCCGUGCGAUUCUCAGGUCUGAAAGCAGGUGGGUGACAGUCGUGACUCAGACACGUGGAGGUCCUGGCCAGGUGACACGCACACACACACCCACCUGCAUACAGCAAGCUAGUCCAUUACAGGGGACCGCCAGGAAGGAGGCUAACUGCUAUCUCCUGAGGUCAGAUCCUUCUUGGAGCAUGUCUGCUGCGUCCCUGAGUCACCACGGUGGCCCCAGAACGGGUGAAGGUGGUCCGUGGACCUGUCCCUCCCAAGCGGUGUGAGGCAGAAUUGCUCUCGUCUUGUAUCUAGGAGCUCAUCCAGCACUCUGAGACUGGCCAAGGUUGCAAGGCAGCUCUCUGGUGUGCAGCCAGUACUGCUGAUGGCUGACAGUUACUGGUUAACUCGUCCUGUUCCUGUUUAACUUGUGCCCUGGGGAUGGUGACAGCCUCUGACCUCCAGGUACCCUGUUCAUCUGGCUGAACAGACAGAAAGGAGUUCUUCUCAGCCUUCAGUGGACCCAUCUGCUCGGUUAAGGAGUCCCCGUGGAGCGAGGGGUGGAACCAGUGGACAGCCUGCCGUGAAGAGGCCCUGGACGAGCCAUGGCAGGUGUCUGUGACAGGGCCCCUAAUUUCCUCUCCCCAUCUGAAGACCAGACCUUGGGACCUGCCCUUGGCAGUACAGUUGCUUUGAAUUGCACAGGUUGGGUGGACUCUGGGCCUCAGUGUCCCCAGCCCUCAGUACAGUGGCUAAAAGAUGGUCUGACAUUGGGCAAUGGAAGUCACUUCAGCCUCCAUCAGGACUUUUGGGUCAGCGCCAACUUCUCAGGGGUCGUGUCUAGUGUUCUGGUGCUCAACUUGACCAAUGCUGAGGACUACGGGACCUUCACCUGCUCUGUCUGGAAUGUCAGCUCCCAUUCCUUCAUCCUUUGGCGAGCUGGCCCUGCUGGCCAUGUGGCUGCAGUGGUGGCUUCCCUCCUUGUCCUGCUGGUUCUGCUGCUGGUGGCCCUGCUCUAUGUUAAGUGUCGCCUGAACCUGCUGCUUUGGUACCAAGACACCUAUGGGGAGGUGGAGAUGAACGAUGGGAAGUUAUACGAUGCCUACGUGUCCUAUAGCGACUGCCCGGAGGACCGCAAAUUUGUGAAUUUCAUUCUGAAGCCUCAGUUGGAGCGGCGUCGGGGAUACAAACUCUUCCUGGACGACCGCGAUCUCUUGCCGCGAGCGGAGCCCUCUGCCGACCUCUUGGUGAACCUGAGCCGUUGUCGGCGCCUCAUCGUGGUUCUUUCAGACGCCUUCCUGGGCCGGGCCUGGUGUAGCCAGAGCUUCCGGGAGGGACUGUGCCGCCUACUGGAGCUCACGCGCAGACCUAUCUUCAUCACCUUCGAGGCCCAGAGGCGUGAGCCUAUCCAUCCUGCUCUUCGUCUCCUGCGACAGCAUCGCCACCUCGUGACCCUGCUGCUUUGGAAGCCUGGCUCCGUGACGCCUUCCUCUGAUUUUUGGAAAGAGCUUCAGCUGGCACUGCCACGGAAGAUGCAGUACAGGCCGGUGGAGGGAGACCCCCAAACCCGACUACAGGAUGACAAAGAUCCCAUGUUAAUCGUGAGAGGACGUGCUGCGCAGGGCCGGGCCGUGGAGUCAGAGCUGGAUCCAGACCCUGAGGGAGACCUGGGUGUCCGUGGACCUGUCUUUGGGGAGCCACCAGCUCCACUGCAUGAAAGCAGGGUCGCCAUAGGAGAGGGCCAUGGCAGUGAAAUGGAUGUCUCUGACCUUGGCUCUCGAAACUACAGCGUGCGAACGGACUUCUACUGCCUGGUGUCUGAGGAUGAUGUGUAGCCCUUAUCCUAGCAGCCCAGAUCAUGGGAUCAAGGCGGCAGCUCCCAGGGUAGAGGCAGGUACCCUCUCUCUCGGACACAACCCUUGCCUGUAUCCCUGUGCCUCUCAGGGAAGGAGUGUGGCUCCGGGGUGUCACAAAAUAAAAUUCUCUUGGCUCUUG
Psammomys obesus (fat sand rat) is the source of this 2038-nucleotide messenger RNA. RefSeq names its product single Ig and TIR domain containing (gene Sigirr). Bases 649 to 1878 code for a protein of 409 amino acids. Lineage: Eukaryota; Metazoa; Chordata; Mammalia; Rodentia; Muridae. The transcript has 10 exons. The record is from RefSeq and is a predicted model, not a curated record. Gene Ontology annotation, biological process: signal transduction.